AUGUCGUUCGCGUGCCCAAUUGCGAACACACCGUCCGCCGCCCGUGUGCGGCACGACAGUAAGGUGUCGUCAGGCAGGGCGACGCCGUCACUGGCACGCAUCAAUACCAACACCUCCGACCCAACCAGCGAUGACCAAGCUACUCACUCUUUCAAUACAGGUGCAUCUGGAAGCUUUGGCAGCAGCUUCGGCCAUUAUCGGUACGACUCGCAAGUCCUGACUUCACCGGCCAGCGUACAAGGCAGCUUUGGUGCCAGCGGCUUGUCUACUCCGCUGUGGAGCAACGUACAGUCACCGCUCCUCCGCACGCGUACAGAGAGUCGCAUUUCGAUCAGAGGCUGGGUGAAUGAGUUGAUUCUCAUUCCUGACAUUCGAUCCAAGUUUGGCAGACGUCGAGCUCAAAAGAUCGCGAAAGGAGAUCGUCGUGCGAACAAGCCAAAACAAGCCAACCUGCUCGACAAAGAGGGAACGAAGAAGCUCAGUAACUUUUGGGGUCUUGCGGAAGCUUCCAAGGUAGACGACGAUCAAGAGUCCUCGGAAGAGGAAGAAUCUUCCUCGCCGGAAGUCAGGCUCACCUUCGAACAAUUUAUUCGACACGACAAUACACGUGCCCAAGACGCAUCGGAGAACACCAUCCGCGCAAGGUUCCAUCCUCGACUCAGCUCGGUCUCGGAGCAUCGCGUUGUUCGGCACGACUCUGGUGUCGACAUCAUCAUGGACGCUUCACGACUCGAUCCAGGCUCGCGCAUUAUGGCCGACCUGCAAGAAAAGACGCGUAGGGUCAAAGAUGCAAAAGACAUGUACGAGACCAUCGUGCGCAAUGCUGAACGCUCAAACACAUCCGUGCCCCCAUACGAGUUCCUUGAGCUCAUUGGUAAAGGCGCUUAUGGGCGCGUCUACAAAUGCAGAGAUAAGCGCAACGGCAAUCUGGUAGCCAUCAAGAUUAGUAAUAUUGAUGACCUGGACUGGGACGCCAACUAUGCGAUUCAAAAUCCGCGGGAUGCGAACAUCAAGGAUUUCAGAAACGAGGUCAGCGUGCUGAAGCAGCUGAGGGAUAACAAUGUCCCAAACGUGAAUGUGAUACACGAUGCCUUUGAUCUGCAUUCUCAGCUCUGGAUCAUUGCCGACUAUUGCACUGGUGGCAGUGUGCGAACUUUGAUGCGACCUUUCGAGAAGAAUGGUAGACCCGCUGGGCUACCGGAGCACUACAUUAUUGCAAUUGCCCGAGAACUCGCAAUGGCUCUGAAAGGAAUGCAUGAUCUUCACAUCAUACACCGCGACAUCAAGUGCGCCAACGUGUACAUCACAGAAGAUGGCGAGAUUCAGCUGGGAGAUUUUGGCAUCGUGGGAAACCUCGAAGACAGCAACGCCAAACGCAAGACCGUCAUUGGUACGCCGCACUGGAUGCCGCAAGAGAUGCUUCUCAAACUUGACAAUAGCACCUUGGAAGUGGGAUAUGGCACUGAGGUCGAUAUCUGGUCGUUUGGUAUCACAAUCUUCGAGAUGGCAACCGGAGCGCCACCAAACACGAAGGUAGCCGUUGAUAGCUUGGGCGAUAUGCUCAAGCUGUCGGGCCCUCCCCGCCUCGAGAGCGAAGAGUACUCUCCCGAUCUACGAGACCUCAUUUCGUUCUGCCUCAACCUUGAUGCCAAAGCGCGACCUACUGCAAAGGACGUUCUUGAGCACCCCGCGAUUUUCAACACAAGCGAGAAGUACCCGACUAGCGGUCUCAUUCGUUUAGUGGAGCGCUUCAAGAUGUGGGAACACGGCGGUGGCUCUCGUACAUCGCUAUGGAUCGCCGGACCCACGGAUCCCAAGAUUCAGCUCGAAGGCGAGGAUGCGCCGAUAGUGGAAGAUGUGGACCCGUUGGACGGCUGGAACUUCAGCACAUCGGAGGACUUUGACAGAAGGUUUAGUCAGAUGCCGAUUGUGACUGAACCUCUUGGAUUGGAAGCGGCAGAAGCUCAGGCUGGAUCCAGGCUGCCGCCAUUGAGUACCACCAACCUCAGCGUAGCUGAACGCAUCAAGAGAGAGUGGGUCGAUAAGUCUGCAACAAGAGGCGAAAAGUCGCUGGCGCCAAUCUUUGACCAGAAUGUUGGCUACCAGAUUGCCACACCAGUUGAGGAACCCAGCCCGUCACCACCAUCAGACCUGCCACUGCGGAAUUUCACUAGUAAUGCUCCAACUAGGGAAAGCAUGAUCGAGAUCGACCUGGAUGCAGCCGACCAUGGGGGUACAGCCACUUCCACGUUUGCCCUACACAUGGAUGCCAUCAACGAAGACACGGUGAAGCCGGCAUCGCGACAUCACGACGAUGAUGAAGAUGAAGAGUACCAAUAUGGUCAGGCUAGCGAUUCGAGCAAACGCGACACUAUGGCCUGGACAUUCCCCCCUGCUGCAGAACCUGCUCCAGUUCUUCGACCAUUGGCUCCACAAACGAAGCGUGGCACUAUGGACUGGUCUUUCUCGACUGCGGAGCCAGUACAGGCUGAUGAGGAUGAUAUCUCAUUCGGGCCACCACCAUUUCCUGCCAGUGAUGACUUGCCACCUGGCUUCCGGCCCGGACUGAAGCACUCUACGACAGAGCCCAUAGGCCACUUCGGCGGCGGCGACUAUUCGCAUAGCAUGGGUUCAUUAGAUCCUUCUCCCCUGCGUAGCUCGGUGUCUUCGAUGAUUGACCUGGAUAUGGGCCUCGUUGACCCUCCUAUCCGCUUACAUGACCCUGCAGACAUCAUACGGCCUUCGACGGCAAGCUCGACAGCCGGGUCGACGAUGACUGACAUGACCUCGGGCAAUCCCUUCGAUCUCGAAGACGACCCGAUUCAGAACGAGAGUGAUCGCAACCGCUUUUCAUAUCACAAGCAGUGGACAUCGGAAGGCGGGCCUAUCAAGAGGCACAGCCACAAAACAAUGCAAAUGCAUUCCCGUGGAACAAGCUUGUCAAGCACUGAGACGGACCCGGAACACUUUCUGUCCUCUAACGGUGGCGUUGACGAUCGUCGCCCGUCUCUGCCAUUCGGCGCAGACAUUGGAUUCUCACCGGAUGAUUCAAACCCUUGGCCGGACUUCUCGAGCUUCAAUGGAUACGACACAAGUCCAGAGUACAUGUCAGCUAUGAACGACCUACCACACUUGGAAGACCCUAUGCCUUCUAUUGAACCUCUCUCUUUCAACGGGAAUCCACUCAGCGCCACUGAUUCAUUUGGGACCGAACUUCCAGUACCUGAGAUCGAGUUUCCAGUCAUCGAAUCUCUUCAUACGGACGCUCUGGCAGAAGAUGCUGACCCACAAAUGCUUAUCGACCAGUUUGAGCGCAGUCUGCGAGAUCUGGAUGGUGCGAUUAGCGGUUCAUGGCGCGCUUUGCGGCAGUAUGCCAACAUAGAUGGCGACGACGAUGACGAUCUGAUCUCUGACAAUGAGAGCGGGUUCGAGAGUAUGAAGGAGGAGGAUGAAGGCGAUGAAGUUGAAGGUCUGGACUUGACUGUCCGUCGCAAACCUCGCAAGCCUGAGCCUCGUUCGCCGUCUAGUGUUACAAGCACUCAGAACGAUGACUCUGCAGCUUGA
This is a messenger RNA of Fulvia fulva, 3564 nucleotides long. Its product is annotated as Serine/threonine-protein kinase KIC1. The record is from RefSeq and is a predicted model, not a curated record. Gene Ontology annotation, molecular function: ATP binding; protein kinase activity. The transcript has 2 exons. Bases 1 to 3564 code for a protein of 1187 amino acids. Gene Ontology annotation, biological process: protein phosphorylation. NCBI's taxonomy places the organism in Eukaryota, Fungi, Ascomycota, Dothideomycetes, Mycosphaerellales, Mycosphaerellaceae.